Messenger RNA from Daphnia carinata, 1146 nucleotides. RefSeq names its product putative ankyrin repeat protein RF_0381. Gene Ontology annotation, molecular function: protein binding. The transcript has a single exon. Bases 1 to 1146 code for a protein of 381 amino acids. NCBI's taxonomy places the organism in Eukaryota, Metazoa, Arthropoda, Branchiopoda, Diplostraca, Daphniidae. The record is from RefSeq and is a predicted model, not a curated record.
AUGGCUAGCGAGUACGACGAUGGACACUACACCACGACAAUGGAAAACACUGACAGCGACAAUGAAGACGUGUACUAUAAGUUAGGAAGUCUUGGAAGUAUUUCCAACACUGAGCCAUACGAGUAUGACGACGAAGCGAGUGUGUUUCAAAGUGACGACGAUCGGAGCGAAACGGAAUACAGAAGUGACAAAUACGACCCACCCGCAGGCGACGAAAAAGGAGGAUUCAAUCAUGACCCAGAAGCGCAUAUCACUAUCAGUUGCGGUAACUGCAUGCUUAAGACUUUCCCUUUGUUAGCCGCGGGGGAGGCAGCCAGUAUACGCAUCGAAAGGAUGGCUACUAUAGCGGCCGAGGAAGGCCAGUUAAUCUUAGAAAUAAUGAACCACCCCCGAAAAACAUUAAGAAAAUUUCUGAAGAAAAACGAAGAAGAGGGAAGAGCAACAGGGAGGAGCGUAGGAAGUAUGUUAGACACGAAAUUCCCAAACGGAAGAACCCUGCUCCAUGAAAGUGUAAACAAAAAAAGAUACGACGUCACGGAUUUACUAUUAACGUUCGGCGCCAACAUCAACAUCGUGGAAAAUGGCGAAACAAUAGCUCACCGAGCCGCAGCGGACAACAAUGAACACCUACUCAGAACUCUAGCGUACCACAAGUGUCAGUUUAGCGAAUGGAACUGUCUAGGGGAAACUCCCCUAAUGGUGGCUAUUGCAUUAAGAAACGAAGAAUGUAUCGAUUUCCUGUGGGUAACUCCACUGAUAAAACAAUUGAGUCGCGAUGGAGAAACCGUUCUGCACUACGCGGCAAGAUUCAAUAACAAGAAAGAGUACGUCAACAGUGCAUACCUGCAUGGAGUAAACAUGAACCAAAAGUCCUUGACGCGCCGCGAAACGGCCCUUAUUGUAGCCGUACGAUACGGAAACCCUAAAAUCGUGGAAGUACUGUUAAGAAACGAGGCCAGAUACGACGAACCAGACGGCCUAGGAAAUGACGCCAUGGAUUACAUCGGCGAGAACGAAGAAAUAGCGAAAGUAUUCCUUAACAGAAACAUAACCCCGAAAAAAAAAGGCCAGAAAACGCUGAUAAUACACUACGACCGAGAAAGGAGAUGCAAGAAGAGGAGAGGAUCAGCAUCGGAAGAAGAUUAA